This is a messenger RNA of Camellia sinensis, 795 nucleotides long. RefSeq lists its product as uncharacterized. The record is from RefSeq and is a predicted model, not a curated record. Lineage: Eukaryota; Viridiplantae; Streptophyta; Magnoliopsida; Ericales; Theaceae.
AUGGUAAUACCACAUCAUUACUGGUAUGUGAUAACAUCAACUAAUAGUAAAGAAAGAAAAAGAAUCACAGCAAGGUGGGACCUGAAGUUUAGGAGGAGAUUGAGGGCUUGGGAGGAACUUGAAGCUGUAAGACUAAUGGACAAGUUAAAUAGCAAUACCCCAUGUUUGACUGAGAAAGCUGAUGCCUUGGUUUGGAAGGCCUCUUCAAAUGGGUUGUUCAACACUGCUGCUGUCUACAAUAAACUUACUUCUGGGCAGGUUUUACCAGCCACUGAGCUUAUUUGGAAGAACGUGUCGCCACCAAAGGUUAAAUUUUUUUGCUGGCUUGUUUGGAAAGGUAGAAUCAAAUCAAGAGCAUAUCUUCAAAGCUUAGGGCUGAUGGAUCAAAAUACCAGGUCUGAUUGUGUUUUUUGUAAUGAGGAAUUAGAAUCUUUGAACCAUGUUAUGCUUUUAUGUCCUGUUGUUUGGCAAGUAUGGUCAAAUCUACUUAAGUGGUGGGGGAUGCAAUGGGUUUCACCUCAAAGUGUUGUAGGCCUGCUAGAUUGGUGGAGAGGGAUUAAAUGGAGAAAAGUCGAAGGCAUAAUCUGGAAGGUCAUCCCAUUGGCCACUCUAUGGUCUGUUUGGAAGAUGAGGAAUGAGUGUGUGUUUAAUGGGAAACAACCUUUGAUGGUGGAGUUGUUGGAGCUGAUUAAGACAAGAGUCAUAUUAUGGUUUAAAGCUGAGUCAAGGGAUAGUUUCUACUCAGUUCAGGAGCUGGUGUUAAAUUUGCAGCAUGUUAGGCAGAUUCUAUGCUAG